Monoraphidium neglectum is the source of this 4545-nucleotide messenger RNA. RefSeq lists its product as hypothetical. Gene Ontology annotation, biological process: transmembrane transport. Gene Ontology annotation, cellular component: membrane. The transcript is spliced from 18 exons. Lineage: Eukaryota; Viridiplantae; Chlorophyta; Chlorophyceae; Sphaeropleales; Selenastraceae. The coding region runs from base 1 to 4545 and encodes 1514 amino acids. Gene Ontology annotation, molecular function: ribonuclease T2 activity; ABC-type oligopeptide transporter activity; ATP binding. The record is from RefSeq and is a predicted model, not a curated record.
AUGUUGCAGGUUGUUCUAUUGCUACUACUAGUAGUGCACGCCACCGGACAGGCCUUGCCCCCGACCACAGCGGACCUGGCCUCACUGGCCCCUGCACCAACGCCGCUUGUAUGCGGAGCCGCGGGCACGCUGCUCGGCGCCCUGCCGCUGGCGUCCGACUUUGACUACUGGGUGCUGCGCCUAUUCUGGCCGCCGGCGCUGUACGCAACGAAUGUCGACGGCGCGGCCGCCGCCGAGGCGGAGGCAGAGGCAGGGAGGGUUGGGCGCGGCUUCUGGACGCACGGCCUUUGGAACUCGGAGACGGGCGGCCGGCCGCGCGCCCCACCCAAGCCGACGCCGCCCGGCUGGGAGAGGGGCAGCUGCGCCAACGACGCGCUCGCGGCGGCCAACUUCACGCCGCCGCUGAUGGCGCAGCUGGCGGGCGUGCAGCCGGGCGUGCCGGGCAACUUUUCAGAGGCGACGGAUCUGAAGUUUUGGAGCCACGAGUGGAACAAGCACGGCUCGUGCAGCGGCCUGUCGGUGGACAGAUACUUUGGCCUCGUAGCCAAGGCGUCCUCGCGCUAUCUGCCCCUGGCUUCGGCGGCACUCGCCAAAACCGGCAUCACGCCGCGCUCCGAGCCCUAUAAUCUGGGUCAGGUAUCAUCCGCCCUGAGCGCCGCCUUUGGCCCUAGUUUCAAUGCCACAACGGGGCUUUUCUGCUCCAUCGACGACUCGAAUCGAACGCUGCUGUCCGAGGUCCAGAUCUGCCUGGCAAAGCAGCAGCUGGAGCCCUGCCAAUGCCCGAGUGCUGCCCCCGCAGAAGGCAAGCUCGCCAACUACCAGCCCUGUGGCGGCCCCUCCAAUGACCCCAGCGCCCUGGUCUACGUCGUCGGCUUCAUGGAUGCCGCCCUGCUGCCCAGCGUGCCGUACCAUUGGCUGUGGAUCCUUGGGCUGGUGAUGGGUGUGACGCUGCUGGCAUUGAUUGUUACAUGGGUCGCCCUGGUGAAGAGCGGCAGGGCGCCCCACCUUCUGGUGCCAAAGAAGCCGGUUGAGGUGCACAACCCGUUGGUCCACCAGCCGGUCGAGGUGGUGUGUGAGCCUGUCGACAUGGCGGCGCUGACAGAGCUCCACCCCCUCCUGGCUGCUUACGUCCGGGACCUGCCUCCAGGCAUGGGCAUCAAGGGUGGCAUUGCGCGCAAGGUGCUCAAGGCCCUUCACGGCACACCUGAGCCACCCAGCAAGUUCGACAUCGAUGUGGUGGUCAUGCUGGCGCGCCAGCCGACGGCGGAGGAGCAGCGUGCGGUGCGGGAGGCUGUGAGCGGCCUCAAGAUCGGCGACUUGGAGCUGGAGCCUCAAGAUGUGGAGGUGUCCGACAAGGAGCACCUGCGGGAGUACUUCCACACCCGCGACUGCACAAUGAAUGAGGUUGCACUCAUCAAGACAAGCGGCAGCCCCGCACCCAGCUGCAGCGGCGCCGUCGAUUUCCCCGCGGUCGGCCACGGGCCCUCGGCGGAGGGCGGCGGCAGGGGGCCCGUGGGCGCCUGUGGCGCCCUGCCGGGGCGAGGUGCGAGCGCUGCCGGCGACGGCGGCGGGGAGCGCGUUAUGCUCUUCUACACGCGCCAGGGCCUCGAGGACGUGAAGGCCGGCCUCAUCCGCCCCAGCACGCACGCGCUGCGCAGCAAGCUUGCCACCUUCUGGGCCGUCGACCCGCGCACCGGCCACCCGCACGUCACCCCGGUCUACCUCACCCGGUGCCUUAUCCGGUACCUGAAGGGUCACGGCAAUGAUUACGCGUUUGACCGACAUACUUGGCGCUUCUACCGCGCGAACAAGCUGAACCGCAUUUCGCUGUUCAAGGUGCUCAAGCCGUUCCACGACGACAGCCGCAAGCUGCAGUCGGCCUGCAACCACCUGGUGUCCAUCGGGUUCCUGUCGCGGCUGGAGAUCAUCCGCGCGGGCGGCACCAACAAGCUCUGGGGGCUUCUGCUCAAGGAGGUCAACGACACGAUUGCAGCGUUUGGUGGGCGCCUGACCCUGUCGCCGCUGGACACAGAUGGCGUCGAGGCCUGGCUCGAGGACAAGCAGGCAGAGGUGACAGCCAAGGUGUCCGGCCGCGCCGUCCGUGCCCGCCGCACCGGUUACUACGAGUCAGCCGAGGAUGUCGCCAGCCUUGGCCUGCUGCGCCUGCCGCCGGAGCUCGACGCAUUCAUCGCACACGGCGCCACGUUCCCGCUGCCACCGGCGGGCCCCGCGACCCAGGGCGCUGUUGUGGCUUUGGAGGAGACGGACCUGGAUCACAUCAAGUCGCCAAAAACCCCCGCAUCUGCGCAGUGGCCGCCGUCGGCGUCGGCCGGUGUUGGCCAGAGGCUGGUCGCUGGAAAGGCCGGGGAGGUGCCGGCGCCGGCAGCUCCAGCUGGGGCGCCGCCCGUCGAUUGGAUCAGGAUGAGUGCCCUGGAUGAGGCGCUCGGGUGUGUGGGCGCCGGACAAGGGAAGGGUGCUGCCACACAUGAGGGCGCCGUCGAUGACAUCGGGUCCUUCUACCAGGUCUGGCAGGGCGUCGACUCAGAAGCCGGCUACAAGCCCCUCGUUCCCGACAAGGACGCCGCCUCCCGCCGCCAGCCCCCCGCCCGCCAGCUGCUCGCGUUCGCGCUCUCCGUCGCCCGGCCCCAAGCCCUGCGGCUGCUGCUCGCGUACGUGCUGCUGCUGCUGGCCGUCGCCGGGCAGCUGUGGCUGCCUUGGGUGCAGGGGGCCAUCUUUGACGCCGUCGUUUUUAACGCAGGGGAGGCGUUCAGGAGGGGCCUGAUCAUGUACGUGUGUAUCGCAGCGGGGACGCAGGUGCUGCAGCUGUGCGGGUCGCUGCUAAUGGACGUGGUGGCCAAGGCGUCCAUGGAGCGGAUGCAGACGGCCCUGUUCAACCACCUGCUGAUGCAGGACCCGUCCUUCUUUGUGGGGAUGUCACCCGGGGAGCUCAUGAAUCGCGUCGGCGGCGACAGCCUGGCGCUGCGAGGGUUGCUCACCACCACAGCCUUCAUGGUGGUUGAGGGCAUCCUGCUGUUCCUUGGAUCCCUUGGCGUAAUCAUCGCCCUUCUGACUCUACCCUAUGACGGCCCCCGUACCUUUCAGAUCAUCCUUCCUGUGACUAUCAUUGCCAGCUUGCUGGAAGCCGCCGCCGUCGGCGCCGUCGUGCGCCCCCUGAACCUGAAAAUGCGCCAGUCCAUGGGCCGCACAUUUGGUUUCAACCUCGACAUCUUCACAAACAUCGGGACGGUCGCUUCCCUUGGGAUCUCAAAUCUGCUGCAAUCCGACUACGCGCGGUUCGCCUCGGACGUCGCCGCGGGCACAUGCCGGCUGGCGCUGAUGGGGAGCGCCCACCGGUGCUUCACUACGGCCAUGGCUUCAGCGAUGCGGCUGCUGUUCCUUUGGCAAGGCGGCUACCAGGUCAUGAUGGGCUUCGCGACAGUGGGCGAGCUGGUGGCGGUCCUGCGCUACGUCUCAGUGGAACAGAAGGGCCUCAAUCAGCCCCCCGUCGAUGCCAGCGGCAGACCCGCUGGUGGCCUGCGCCGCCGCCUCCGCGUGCUGCGCUGCUGCGGCUGGCUGGACGCCGCCCCUUUUGGCCUGGACGCCGGCCCCAGCGGCCGCAGCGAGGCCGCCGAGGCGGGUGGCGGGGGCAAGGCGGGCCUGGCCCUGGAGGUUUCGGGGGUGGCGCUUGCCGAGGAUGGAGGGCUGUGCAGUAUGAUGGGCGGCGUGGCCCUGAGGGACGCCGCAAUCUUGGGCAGGGGCAAGGCCAAGGCGGCGCCGCUGCGUCACCUUGAAUUUGAGGUACUGGCGGGGCAGGCCGUGGUGCUGGACGUCUCCAAGGCCGCCCCCGGCGCUGCCCAGGCGCUGCUGGAGGUCCUGGCACUGCAGCGGCCCCCAACUGCAGGCGCAGUAGAGCUGCAGGUGCCCUCAAGCCAACAGCAGGCUCGCGCUUCCGAGGGUCAAGCGUCAGGGGGUGCAGGCGGCCGCGGCUGGCGCUGGCGGGCGCUGUCCCCAGCGGACGACGACCCGAGGGCCGCGAUGCACGCGGCGACGCUGCUGUCGCCGCAGGCGUGCGCGCCGCUGCGCGCGAGCGCGACGGACAACGUCGCGUGCGCGGCCGCCGCCGCGGCGCUCGCGGCGGCCGGUUUGGGGAGCCCCGCGGCCGCGCCGCCGACACACGCGCGGGUGCGGGCGGCCUGCGAGGCGGUCGGGCUGCACGAUGAUUUCCUCGGACUUCCCGAGGGCUACAACACUCUUGUCGGGUCCGGCACCGAGUUCCCGCUUUCCGAGGGCCAGCGGCUGCGCCUGGGCCUCGCGAGGAUCCUGGUCUGGGGCCCGCGGCUGGUUGUUGUGACCGGGGCGCCGCGCUUCGAGGAGGCGCUCGGCGGCCGCGCGCAGCUGGCUGCGCUGCUCUCGCGCCUGGCGGGGGCCGGGGGGUCCACGGUGGUGGUGGCGGUGGAGGGGGCCGGGGUCGCGGCUGACUACGCAGAUGCGCUGGGGGCGCGCGUGGAUGCGCUGGUGGGGGGGUCGUUGCAGCGUGGUGCAUGA